GACUUGCAGGGUUGUGUAGAGAACUGAAGGCAAAGAUGAAGAGCUUCUUGCUCAGAAUUGUGCUCUGUGGAGCUCUUUCCUGUGCUUUACCAAUCGUCCCGAAAACUGACCAGAUUACAGAAGGGGAGAUUCAGCUUGCUGAGAAAUAUCUCCGUAGCUACUACCCUGAACCUGAAGGAACCCCUGUCUUAAGAAGCAGAGGCAACAAAAUAAACAUGGCUGACAAAAUCCGACAAAUGCAGGAAUUCUUUGGGCUGAGAGUGACAGGCCAGCUGGAUUCACACACCCUGGAUGUAAUGAAGAAGCCUCGCUGUGGGGUUCCUGAUAUAGGAGAACUUCGCAGUGCUCAUGCCCGUAACAGAUGGCCACAGAAAGACCUAAAGUACAGCAUUCAGAACUACACACCAGAUAUGGAUCCUGCUGAUGUAGAGGAUGCUAUUGAGAGAGCUUGGAAAGUGUGGAGCGAUGUGACCCCCUUGACCUUCACUAAAACAUCUGCAGAUUCUGCAGACAUAUUGAUCUCUUUUGUGGCAGGAUACCAUAGAAGCAAUCCCUAUGACCGUGGCUUUGAUGGAUAUGGAGGAGAACUGGCUCAUGCUUUUUAUCCUGCAUAUGGUGGGGAUGCCCAUUUUGAUGAGGAUGAAUUCUGGACAAGGGAUUUGAAAGGAACAAAUCUUUUUUUGGUUGCUGCUCAUGAGUUUGGGCACUCCCUGGGUCUUGGACAUUCUGGUAUUUGGGGGACUCUGAUGUUCUCAACAUACGUGCCUUCAGACCCCCAAAACUUCAGGCUUCAUGAGGAGGAUAUUUAUCGCAUUCAACAGCUUUAUGGACCCCCUGAAGAUGAUAACAACAUUUAUAUUUAUGAUGACUCGCUAGAAUCCCCCCAAUUCCCCACAAACUCUCCAUCAGAAGAACUACCACCAGAUAUGUGCGACCCUCACCUCUCUUUUGAUGCUGUCUCCACUCUCCGAGGAGAAACUCUCUUCUUUAAAGACAGCUUCAUGUGGCGGACGAAUCCUCAAAGAAGGAACAUUGAAAAAGGUCCUAUUUCUGAUUUCUGGCCAGCCUUGAAAGGUGGCAUUGAAGCUGCUUAUGAACUUGAAGAUAAAGACACCUUAUUUCUUUUUAAAGGUCAGAGGUACUGGGCUACUCAGGCAAAUAUUAUACAGCCAGGUUAUCCGAAGAACAUCCAUGCCUUGGGCUUCCCCAAAAGUGUUAAGAAAAUCGAUGCCGCUCUUUUUGACAAAAAUACCAAGAGAACAUUAUUCUUUUCAGGAGACAAGUACUGGAGUUAUGAUGAAACAAAGAUGUCUAUGGAGAAUGGCUAUCCAAGAAAGAUCAGUUUAGACUUCCCUGGAAUUACCUCUACAGUGGAUGCAGCUUUUCAACAUAAUGGACACUUCUAUUUAUUCAGCGGCUCCAAGCAAUAUGUGUUUGAGAGCAGGCAGAAAAGAUUGACUGGCAUAAAGAAAAGCAGUUCCUGGUUUGGCUGCAAGUGACAUGGGAAGAAAGAACACGGGAAUCUCUGCUUCCUGGGAAGGAUGCUUUGAUCCUCUUUC
Molecule: messenger RNA, 1559 nt
Organism: Heteronotia binoei (common prickly gecko)
Lineage: Eukaryota; Metazoa; Chordata; Lepidosauria; Squamata; Gekkonidae
Product: matrix metalloproteinase-18-like
Exons: 10
Coding region: 36-1499 (487 amino acids)
Biological process (GO): extracellular matrix organization; collagen catabolic process; proteolysis
Cellular component (GO): extracellular matrix
Molecular function (GO): metalloendopeptidase activity; zinc ion binding
Source: RefSeq, a predicted model, not a curated record